This is a messenger RNA of Equus quagga, 3338 nucleotides long. It is a transcript of the gene SPG21, whose product is annotated as SPG21 abhydrolase domain containing, maspardin. The coding region runs from base 1819 to 2745 and encodes 308 amino acids. The transcript is spliced from 9 exons. The record is from RefSeq and is a predicted model, not a curated record. Gene Ontology annotation, molecular function: CD4 receptor binding. Lineage: Eukaryota; Metazoa; Chordata; Mammalia; Perissodactyla; Equidae. Gene Ontology annotation, cellular component: cytosol; trans-Golgi network transport vesicle.
UAUGGGAAGAAGUGGAUGAAUUUGUGUGCCUGUGUAUGAUGUGUAUAUGUGUAUUUGUCUGGUAGUUUGGUUUGUACAUUGCAACUGAUUCCACACUGUGAAUACUUAAUCCCAAACUUUUAUCCCAAGUUUGGCGAAUCUAGAAGCAAACUUUCUGGCUUUAAUUAGCUAAGGUGUUUUAUAAAUCUGUUGAGUCGAUUUUAUUUGCUAAACAUGUUUGUGAUAUUUCCUCCGGUACAAUAGAGUGAUUGCUUAUAGUAAUGCAAUACUAGAAAAUAUCACCAUUAGGCAGUGGUUCGAUGAUAGAGGAAUAUUUCAAGUCUAUCCAGGUAGAAGAUAUUCCAGAAUUAAUUAUAUGUGCUAGUUGCUUUCAAUUAAAACUAAUAAAAUAAAAAUAAUAACCAGCUUAGCAAAAGGUUAUAUAGUUCAAAUGGCUUAGAUUUUUUAAUAUUUUAGUAUUUGUUAAGAGAAAAUAGAUAUGCAAAGAGUGAUUUUCUUUAUUUCAGUGUGAUCAUAACUACAUCUGUGCACACUGAUUUUCAGCAUAAGACUGGCUGGUGAUUUUCUUGGUACUUGAGAGCAACUUACGAUUUUCACAAACUUUUCUAAAAUUACCAUCUUAGCCUUGAAAGAAGAGACUAUUAUUACAAUGUCAAGGUUGUAAAUCAGGUUUGAUAUUGGAUGUCUACAUUUACUGUCACCUUGGGGUUCAGUUUAGUAACCCCCCAAGCUUAGAGGUAACACUUGAGAUCGCUGAGCGCCCUGUGUUCCCGAGGGAGCAGAUCUAGAGGGCCGAGGAGGAAGAGUUCCAUUGGGUUUAGAAUCCCCUCCUGGCCAGUCCAGAGAAGCCUCUCUAAAAGGACAGUUCAGAGGCAGCCCAGGAGUUCAGUCCUAGAGUCUUGAACUCAUCCUAGCCCUCAUAGGAAAUCCAGACUUGCCCUGGGGUAGAGGGCAGGAUGCAGUGCAAGUAUUUGAAUCCUUCCAGACCAGUGCGUGGAAGUUCCUCAUUUGGCAAUGAGAAUCUGCAACAGGGAACUAUAAUUUCAGGUUCCUGUUAUGACAUAACACAGAUGCCUGAACAAGAGGGGCAGCCUUUAAAUUAAAGAUACUCAACCAGUCCAACACUCAUAGGUGCCCCAGUUAGAAGGCACUCUAGGAUUGCCUAGUUCAGCCUCCUUAGGACAGUCAUUCAUUUAGUCAACAGGUAAUGCCUGCUGUGUGCCAAGCGCUGUUCUAGGCUUUGGGGAAACAGUAGUGAAACAGUCAUAGAAGAGAGAAAAGCCCAAAGAGGAUCUUUGAUUUUUCCAAUGUCACAGAACUAUAAAAGCUAAAAAUCGCUAAUCUCACAACAAAAGACCACAUUUUUUUCCUAAAGGCACAUGUUUUGUGUUGUUGCUAGUUAUAGUGUCUUCAAGUCUAUUCUGGUAUCUUCUCAUACAUCUUUCAGAGGGCAUUCUGUCACUUUUAAUCACAUCAAUAUGAACAGCAACUUUCGUGUAUUUUCCAUGAAGAACUACAUGGGAGGUUCUGAAGUUAUGUUCCACUAGAGUUAGAUUGAUGGCGUUUUGUGAAUUGAUCAGGAAGCAGGCUUACUUUAGCCCGCUUCUCUAGUGUGGCUUGUUCCCUAUAAUUCUAUGAGAAAGGAACAUCUUUAUUAAAUGGAUUCGUAAGAUAUUGUCAAAAGGUAGGUGAUGGGCCUGCAGUGUGGAAUCGUUUAACUAGGACGGGCAGUCUGGUGGCAGAAAAGACUGUCCUGCGUGUGGUCCUAGCGCUGCAGUAGCCAUGGGAUCUCGGGAUUAACCUCCAUUUCAGCUAAUCAUGGGAGAGAUUAAAGUCUCUCCUGAUUAUAACUGGUUUAGAAGCACAGUUCCCCUUAAAAAGAUUAUCGUGGAUGAUGACGACAGUAAGAUAUGGUCCCUCUAUGAUGCAGGCCCCAGAAAUAUCAGGUGUCCUCUCAUAUUUUUACCCCCUGUCAGCGGGACCGCCGAUGUAUUUUUCCGGCAGAUUUUGGCCUUGACUGGAUGGGGUUACCGGGUUAUAGCUUUGCAGUAUCCAGUUUACUGGGACCAUCUUGAAUUCUGUGAUGGAUUCAGAAAACUUUUAGACCAUUUACAGUUGGAUAAAGUUCAUCUUUUUGGGGCUUCUUUGGGAGGCUUUUUGGCCCAGAAAUUUGCUGAAUAUACUCACAAAUCUCCCAGAGUCCAUUCCCUCAUCCUCUGCAAUUCCUUCAGUGACACCUCUAUCUUUAACCAGACUUGGACUGCAAACAGCUUUUGGCUGAUGCCAUCAUUUAUGCUCAAAAAAAUAGUUCUUGGCAACUUUUCGUCUGGCCCAGUGGACCCUGUGAUGGCUGAUGCCAUUGAUUUCAUGGUGGACAGGCUGGAAAGUUUGGGGCAGAGUGAACUGGCUUCAAGACUUACCCUGAAUUGUCAAAAUUCCUACGUGGAACCUCAUAAAAUUCGGGACAUCCCUGUAACCAUUAUGGAUGUGUUUGACCAGAGUGCACUUUCAACCGAAGCUAAAGAAGAAAUGUACAAACUGUAUCCUAAUGCCCGGAGGGCUCACCUUAAAACAGGAGGCAAUUUCCCAUACCUGUGCAGAAGUGCGGAGGUGAAUCUUUAUGUACAGAUACAUUUGCUACAAUUCCAUGGAACCAAAUAUGCGGCCAUUGACCCAUCAAUGGUCAGUGCCGAGGAACUCGAGGUGCAGAAAGGCAACCUCAGCAUCAGUCAGGAGGAGCAAUAGCUGCGGCUGUGGCUGUUCGCGACGAGUGAUCCGGCGCGUCCUUGUACAAUCAGUGACGUCAGCGCCCUCCAGGCGGCCUCUGUUGGGUUUGUCAGCUUCACCGGUGAUCACUGUGUUUGGAAGCAGGACUGAUUGUCAUCUUCAUGGCAGGCGGCAGCUCUUCUAAGCCAGUGUAACUGUUCCCUCUUCGGUUUUUUUAGCUUUUGAAUUUGAAGAAGUACUUUUGAAGACUCCCAUUUUAAGAAUUGUGAAAAUUUUGCUACCAACUGUCUUCCCCACUGAGUUCUUCAGUCAAUGUUAAUUUCUGAAGUUGGGGGUUUUGUGGGGUUUUUUCCGUUUCUUUCCUCUCUUCCUUUCUUUCUUUUUAUGUUAUUUGCUGCAAAUGCAGCACAUCCAGAUUGUGUGUCAGAGGACGUUGGUUAUUUUUACGCUUUCUGGGUUAUAACCGUUAUCCGAGUGCCAAGGCUGUCACCCCCAUUUGCUCUCCUGCAAAUCAACUACUUCUAAUUUCCAGUUAAGCAAAUUGUUUUCAGUUUUAGCUGUUGUCUUUCUAGCCAUUACAGUCAUUUGGAAUAAAAAUUCAAUUUCAGUGA